This is a messenger RNA of Phragmites australis (common reed), 2151 nucleotides long. RefSeq names its product nucleobase-ascorbate transporter 6-like. The transcript is spliced from 14 exons. The record is from RefSeq and is a predicted model, not a curated record. The coding region runs from base 275 to 1864 and encodes 529 amino acids. Gene Ontology annotation, cellular component: membrane. Gene Ontology annotation, molecular function: transmembrane transporter activity. Lineage: Eukaryota; Viridiplantae; Streptophyta; Magnoliopsida; Poales; Poaceae. Gene Ontology annotation, biological process: transmembrane transport.
CGGAGUCAGCGCCUGCGCGGCGACGACAUCUGUUUUUGCGCGUGCGCAGCCGCUGCCCUGCCGCGGCGCGUGCCUCCCCAGUCGCACCGCACCGACCGCUUCAAAUCGCGCACCGGGAGGAGGCGCCCGGCUCACUCGGCUCCUCUUCUCGCUCCUCAGUGCUCACCUCGCCCAUCUCCUCUGCGGCUCACUCACUUCACACUCCCACGAAAAGCGAGGAGGAGGAGGAGGAGAAAGAGAGGGGAAGUACUAACAAACAGCUACUGCGAGUGCGAUGGCGGCGCCGGCGCCGAAGCAGGAGGAGCUGCAGCCGCACGCGGUCAAGGACCAGCUGCCCGCCGUCUCCUACUGCCUCACCAGCCCUCCCCCAUGGCCGGAGGCCAUCCUCCUCGGGUUCCAGCACUACCUCGUCAUGCUCGGCACCACCGUCAUCAUCCCCACCGCGCUCGUCCCCCAGAUGGGCGGCGGCAAUGAGGAGAAGGCGCGGGUGAUCCAGACGCUGCUGUUCGUGGCCGGGAUCAACACGCUCAUGCAGAGCUUCCUAGGCACGCGCCUCCCCGCCGUCAUCGGGGGCUCCUACACCUUCGUCGCGCCCACCAUCUCCAUCAUUCUCGCCGGCCGCUACAACGGCAUUGCCGAUCCCCACGAGAAAUUCGUGCGCAUCAUGCGGGGGACGCAGGGCGCACUCAUAGUGGCCUCCACCCUCCAAAUCAUCAUGGGGUUCAGUGGCCUCUGGCGCAUUGUCGUCAGGCUGCUCAGCCCGCUGUCUGCGGCACCCCUGGUCGCGCUUGUUGGAUUUGGGCUCUAUGAACUAGGAUUUCCAAGUGUUGCCAAAUGUGUAGAGAUUGGUCUUCCACAGAUUUUACUGCUGGUUGCUCUUUCUCAGUACGUACCAAAUCUGGUGCCCUUAUUGGGGACUGCCUUUGAGCGCUUCGCCAUCAUAAUGUCUGUUGCUGUUGUGUGGCUCUACGCGUUCUUCCUGACUGUUGGUGGCGCAUAUAAGAAUGCUGCACCAAAAACCCAAUUCCACUGCCGUACUGACCGAGCUGGGCUUGUUGGUGGCGCUCCAUGGAUAAGUGUACCUUAUCCAUUUCAAUGGGGAGCACCAACCUUCGAUGCUGGUGAAGUUUUUGCUAUGAUGGCAGCUUCUUUUGUUGCUCUUGUGGAGUCUACCGGAGCAUUUAUUGCGGUUUCACGGUAUGCCAGUGCAACACCAUGUCCUCCUUCUGUCAUGAGUCGUGGUAUUGGUUGGCAGGGAGUUGGUAUUUUGUUGGGUGGCUUAUUCGGAACAGCUAAUGGAUCCUCCGUAUCUGUCGAAAAUGCUGGGCUACUCGGUUUGACACGCGUUGGUAGCAGACGUGUAGUGCAGAUUUCUGCUGGAUUUAUGAUCUUCUUCUCUAUUCUUGGGAAAUUUGGAGCUAUUUUUGCAUCAAUUCCUGGCCCAAUUAUUGCAGCUAUAUAUUGCCUUCUCUUUGCAUAUGUUGGUAUGGCGGGGGUUGGGUUCCUUCAGUUUUGCAACCUGAAUAGCUUCCGAACAAAAUUCAUCCUGGGAUUCUCUGUGUUUAUGGGUCUGUCGGUGCCACAAUAUUUCAAUGAAUACACUUCCGUCGCAGGCUUUGGUCCAGUACACACGAAUGCAAGAUGGUUCAAUGAUAUGAUCAACGUGGUAUUCUCGUCGAAAGCAUUUGUCGGAGGUGCUGUAGCUUAUUUGCUGGACAACACCCUGCACAGGCAUGAUGGCACCGCGAGGAAGGACCGGGGGCACCAUUUCUGGGACAGGUUCAGGUCCUUCAAGACAGACCCGCGCAGUGAGGAGUUCUACUCCCUCCCAUUCAACCUCAACAAGUUCUUCCCAUCUUUCUGAUUCACUGUUUGUAACAAAAAGUGUGUGUGGGUGGGGGGGGGGGUAACAUUGUAAGAUUAGUUAUAGGCCUAUUGGUGAAGUGAUUUUGGCAAUGCCACGUUGUUGUUUCUCCUAAUGUUUUGUACCUCUGAGCUCUGAAUCUUGUAGAGCUCAAUGCAAACUAUUCUGAAGGGAUGGAGAAAUGCAUCAGUAUUUUUGGAUGUAAAUUGGGUUGGAUUGAGUUAGAUCAAUUAAGUAAAAAUGCCUAGCUUCUACCUUAGUUGUGAUUCUGAUUUUGAUUUUAACUA